AUGGCAGAUGAUGCUGAUGGAGCACUUGUGGUACCUAACCCCCUCCCUCUCAACUCACACUUCGCCCCUACGGCUUACACUACACCAUCAUGUGUACGAUUACCCGCCAUCACGGCUAAUCAGUAUGAGAUUAAGCCCGGGAAUGCCAAACAUUGGCUUAGUACUUUGCCAACUAAUUCUAUAACAUCUUGGGCGCAAAUGAGUGCGGCAUUCCUUAAGAAAUUCUUCCCCAUAGGAAAAACACUCAGACUUCGGCAGGAGAUUACCACUUUCCAACAAGUUGAGAAUGAACAGUUCUAUGAGGCUUGGGAGAGAUAUGGGGAUCUCAUUCGUAAGUGCCCGCACCAUGACAUACCUAAGUGGCAAUUAGUACAGAGUUUUUAUUCCGGGCUGCAUCCGCAGCAUCGUGUGAUGGUUGAUGCCUCAUGUGGAGGCUCUGUGAUGGUUAAGAAUGAAGAGGAUGCCUGGCAGUUGUUUGAAACUAUGAGCGAAGGGUCCUUGCAAAAUGUUUCUUUUGAGAGGAGAGGUAAGUCAGUCACUACUGGCUCUGAUAAGCCACGAGGUAUGUAUGAGAUCAAACCAUCUCAUGACCUCAAUUCCAAAGUCGAUCUACUGACUGAAAAGGUUGAAAAACUUCUUUGUAUGGGACCGGCCACCUCACAGCCUCCACUUUCUCAGGAGGCAUGUUCUUUAUGUGCUAGUCCGGCCCAUUUCAUCACUGACUGUCCUGCAGCCCCACAAUUCCCUAUUUUUGUGGAGGAGCAGGUUAAUGCUGCACAAGGGUAUGCUAAUGCACGAGGUUUCUCUCAACCGGGUAAUGAUCCGUAUUCUAGUACUUACAACGCGGGUUGGGCCAAACAUCCUAAUUUCUCGUGGAGAUCGCAAGAGCAGGGUAGUUCUUCUGCCCAGCAGCCUAGGCUUUUUAAUACUCCAUUUAAUCCAGCUGCCUAUCGCUCACAAAAUCACCAAGCACCCACCCAAUCCACGCGGGAUCCAUCCUUCGAGGAUAAGGUGCUACAAGCGCUUGACCGUUUAACUGAUACCCAACAACAAGUGCGUUCUAAUACCCAGUCCAUCUCGCGGCUCGAGACCCAAGUGGGUCAAAUAGCCAAUGCACUUAAUCGUAGGGAAGAAGGUAGGUUGCCCAGUCAGCCUGUCCAACCCCCUGGAGGACAGUUUGUAGUUCAUGACCAGCCUCUUGCUGAUGCUAAGGUAAUCAUGACUUUGCGCAAUAAGAGAGAGGUCGAAACCCGACCAGAGAAAGCGAAAUCGAAGGAGCAUUUGGCUCCCUCCGACCCCGAUGACUUUGGGGAGGAGAGUUCACAGAGUAAGGAGGGAACCCCUCCAGUCACACCUACAUCACCCACUUCUGUGUCAGCAGGCUCUAAGGUACCACCCUAUGCCUAA
Molecule: messenger RNA, 1407 nt
Organism: Rhododendron vialii
Lineage: Eukaryota; Viridiplantae; Streptophyta; Magnoliopsida; Ericales; Ericaceae
Exons: 2
Coding region: 1-1407 (468 amino acids)
Source: RefSeq, a predicted model, not a curated record